Molecule: messenger RNA, 890 nt
Organism: Arabidopsis thaliana (thale cress)
Lineage: Eukaryota; Viridiplantae; Streptophyta; Magnoliopsida; Brassicales; Brassicaceae
Exons: 2
Coding region: 90-404 (104 amino acids)
Source: RefSeq, marked reviewed
GGGCUAGAAAAAGGGAGACAGCAGACGACAAGAGCAUCCUUGUUCUCUUUAAACCCUAAAUUACAAGCAAAUCACCAACAGAGAGAGUAAUGGCGAAAAAUUCUGGUAGCUCGUUUGAAGCAGAGAAAUCAGAGGGAAAGUGUGUUACGACGACUACUGAAGCACAACAAAGUAGUCAACCUGUUUUGAGCAAGGAAGAGGAGAAAGUGAGAGAUAGCUACUUGUUCUGCUGUGAAAAUUUCUACACUCUUCCUGAGAUGAUCAAUUUCAUGAAGGAGAUUCAUGGUGUAGAACAAACCACUGUGACAAAGGUUUUCAGGGAACUUUUAAAAGGUAGAAAAGCUGAAGCAUAUCUCAGAGAAUCUCAGAAAAGAAUGAAGGCAAGAACAACAACAACAACUUGAACAGAGGAGGAUGAGGCUUAGGUUGCUCUAAUUUGAAAUUCUUUGGUUUGGUUUACUGGUUAGUAAGAAAUAGACUUGUAUUGUCACAUUUUUUUAUCAUAUUUUGAGGUCCAUUGCUUUGGGUGUAUGGACCAGACUAGGACAAAUGAAUAGGAGAUGCAAAAGGGUAAUAAUGGAGAAGUCAGUCUUGUUGGUCUAUUCUUGUCCGAGUCCAUGAUUUUUAGAGGGAGAACUAGAAGGAGGAACUAAAAGUUGUUUAGGUUAAUGGUUUAGGUGCUAAGUGUUGGCUCUGUGUGUUACUUAUGACUCGUGGGAUCUAAUGUCUUGUGAAAAAUCACUUGUGAGAUAAAAUGGACAUAGUCUAGAGAAGAAGGUAUAUAAGAAGAAAAGCAGUCAACUUAACUACAAAAUCACAACGGCUCACAACUGUUUUAUGUUGUAGAAGUUGGUUGCUUCUUAGAGUGGUUCAUUCUUCAUUACCAGCUA